CCGAAGAUGCCAUGACAGAAUUAGGCGCAGAGGCGAAAUCGGUGAUAGGCAAAAAAAUAUCGGAAAUGAAUCGCCAACUAAGGAUUAAAAGGAAUUGGAGCCGAAAAAAAAAGAAAUCGCGAGCAAUAAUAUAUUCUGGAGAAGAAAACAUUUCUUAUGACAAAACAAGAUCCGAAGUUGAGUUGGAAGAUGACGGUGAUUCGGACAUGACGAAGGAAAAUAUGUCUGCAAAUGUCUGAUACAAAACGAAAGAGAAGCGAAGAAAACAGCUGGGUCUAGCUGUAUUUACAUGCCUAGGAGGGCUCCAUCCGGGUGUUUCUCUAUUGCGGAGUUUCAUUUGAAACUUCUGAGUCUGAGUACUGCCGUGGGAUUAUAUUCUGCGUUAUCGCAAGUGCUACAACUAGAGGAAGCUGGUUCGAGCGCCGAGGUCGUCCAUCUGUCUGUAGCAUUGAAUGCGGAACUUCUGGAGGCCCGGACUUCGCUAUCUCAGCUCGCUGAUGAACUUUAUGAUCUCAUCAGCCUGCAUUUGUCGCCUCCCUCAGAUUUCCUGCCACCGCAAUGUACAUACGUGCAGUUUGGAUCGCAGAUAUGUAUGGGUGUAGAGGGCACAAAGUAUAGAUUUUGCUUGUGCGGACGUUUCGUUUCUUUGGUAUACACUGAGCAUAACUGUAAGUGUGGUCAUAUUCUGAGAGAUCCGACAGUUCCCAAAAUUGAAACUGUUUGGUUCUCGGAUUUGGAAGACGGUGAUCGCGGCGAGUCCGAUUCUGACCUAUAAUCGCUAGAUCCUUCG
This is a messenger RNA of Belonocnema kinseyi, 790 nucleotides long. RefSeq lists its product as uncharacterized. The transcript has 5 exons. Lineage: Eukaryota; Metazoa; Arthropoda; Insecta; Hymenoptera; Cynipidae. The record is from RefSeq and is a predicted model, not a curated record. The coding region runs from base 290 to 775 and encodes 161 amino acids.